Molecule: messenger RNA, 2879 nt
Organism: Orcinus orca (killer whale)
Lineage: Eukaryota; Metazoa; Chordata; Mammalia; Artiodactyla; Delphinidae
Gene: FANK1
Product: fibronectin type III and ankyrin repeat domains 1
Exons: 10
Coding region: 1-1473 (490 amino acids)
Biological process (GO): regulation of apoptotic process
Cellular component (GO): nucleus
Molecular function (GO): protein binding
Source: RefSeq, a predicted model, not a curated record
AUGCACGGACCGACGGACCGACUGACGCCUUGGGUCGCCGACGGAGGGCCAGCAGGCCCCCAGCCGAAGGCCCGGGCACCGGCCCCGCCGGGGCCGCGAAGGCCGCCAGGGAGGGCGCGAUCGCAAGAUCAGGCCUCACGGGCAGAGAGUCUUCAGCCGGCGACCCCGCCGCCACCCUCGCUCGGUGCCCCUGCGACGCGCGGUCCUCGCGGCCGCCUGCGUUGCCUCGCGGCUUUUGGUCCCUCCCUCUCGCCGUCCUUCUUGCCCCUCCUCCCCCGCCCUCCGGGUUGUCAGGGCAACCGGAGAGACGCCGGCCCUGGAGGAGAGGCUUUCGGAGGGGCUGCGGCGGCGGCGGCGCGGGGGGCUCGGCCCGUGGCGCCCCAGGAGCAUCUGACCAUGGAGCCCCAGAAAAUCACACCAUCCUCAAAGCCUCAUCCACCUGUUGUGGGCAAAGUGACUCAUCACAGCAUUGAAUUAUACUGGGAUCUGGAGAAGAAAGUCAAGCGGCAGGGACCUCAGGAGCAGUGGUUCAGGUUUUCUAUCGAAGAAGAAGACCCCAGAAUGCACACUUAUGGUAUCAUUUAUACGGGAUAUGCGACUAAGCAUGUUGUGGAAGGUCUGGACCCACGGACGCUGUACAGGUUUCGACUGAAGGUCACCAGCCCCUCCGGAGAGCAUGAGUACAGCCCGGUGGUCUCGGUAUCUACGACCAGAGAACCCAUAAGUAGUGAACACUUGCAUAGAGCUGUCAACGUGAACGAUGAAGAUUUGCUGCUUCGAAUACUACAAGGAGGCAACGUUAAGGUUGAUGUUCCCAAUAAGUUUGGCUUUACCGCUCUGAUGGUCGCUGCCCAGAGAGGAUACACCAGGCUUGUGAAAAUCCUCGUUUCUAACGGCACAGAUGUGAAUCUGCAGAAUGGAAGUGGCAAAGACAGUCUAAUGCUUGCGUGCUACGCAGGACACCUAGAUGUUGUGAAAUACCUCCGAAGACACGGUGCUUCCUGGGACGCUAGAGACCUAGGAGGCUGUACAGCUCUGCACUGGGCUGCAGAUGGAGGCCACUGCAAUGUGAUUGAGUGGAUGAUAAAGGACGGCUGUGAGGUGGACCCCAUGGACGCUGGCUCGGGGUGGACCCCGCUCAUGAGAGUCUCUGCGGUCUCGGGGAACCAGGAGGUCGCCUCUCUGCUGAUUGACGCAGGCGCGGAUGUGAACAUGAAAGACAAAGACGGGAAGACCCCUCUCAUGGUGGCCGUGCUGAAUAACCAUGAAGAAUUAGUCCAGUUACUUCUUGACAAAGGGGCAGACGCAAGUGUGAAAAAUGAGUUUGGCAAAGGUGUCCUAGAAAUGGCCAGAGUUUUUGACAGAAAGGUUGGGAUGUUCUUUCUGCCCUUUGAGGCUCAUUUUGCAGCACUUAAAAAAAAACACAAAAAAACCCAAACCUUGGAUUACAUGCACCUGUUUUUGUUUCUCUAGAAUGUAGUCUCCUUAUUAGAAGAGAUGAGAAAAAAGCAAAUGGCGAAGAAGUCACCUAUUCGCUGACCGGGGCACCGCCUACCUCCCUCCGAAAGCCAAGUGAAACGAAGCAGAACGGGACUUGAACUAGACAGCUGAAAUUCUGCAUCUUUGAGGGCUAUACGUUUGAUUAAUUAUUUGGUGAAGAUUCACAGUACUUUUGUAACAUACGACUGUUCUCACUUUGAAAUACAUCUUUUAACCUAAGUACGCGUGGUGGUGGUGUCGUCAUCGGGCGUCUGUAGAACGGGGAUAUUUUCUUGUGCUCAGGCCUUUUGGAGUUAGACGUGAAGCAAAAUAUUUAUGUCCUGGAGCUGCACAAACAUACACGGGCCUCCCACUUCCCGCUCCUGCCCUCCAAGCUGUCCUCCGAGCCACUCCAGGACCCGAUGGAAAUUCCUUCUCCCAUGUGUUUUUAAUUAUGUCCCUCCUUCCCAACCUAAGGCCUUCCAGGCCGUGUGGUCAGGCUGGUGCGCCCUCCUGAGAGACGCUCCUCCUGAAAGCCCAGGAGGCCACGUGAAGAGUUUUCCACUCAGCCGUUGGCCUCACAUCAAAGCACAAGAUGCAUAUUUCAAGACUCCGAUUCUGCUCCAUUAGAGCAGUCCUUUUAGAACAGACCUGUCUGAGGAUGUGUUUGCGUACACUCAGGCCCGGACAAUGAAAGAGCCGGCCUGCUGGCCUGUUGACAACUUUGCCAAAGAGGAGUAUAUUAUUACAUCGAGUCCUCGGAGCAGAAAGGGUUUUGAUGCUGAUCACUCAGUUCUAAGACAAGUAGGACUGAACAGGUCUGCUGGUUGGGAGCUCAGACACAAACGUGUUCGAGCUUUAGUUUGGCAGACACACUUAAAAAUCAGCAAAGAGGGGAGCGAGCCGACCGCAUGCAUUUCACGUCUCCAGAGACAAGCUGGUUAGCUUGACCCCAGGAGAAGACCAGCUACAGAGGUCUGCACGGGACUGGAAUUUUCUCUGCAGGGAAAGAGCAAUUAAAAGGUUAUUUAAGUGCCAGAGCUCUGGGGGAAGGGCAUAGAGAAGAAACACACCAUCAGUUUUUUGAUGUUGGCAAUUCUCAGCUUUAUUCCAUACAGCUUAGACUGUCCACCUUAGGAACUGGAUCUGUGGAUCUUACGCAGUCCUCUCCUUAGAUAUUUCACUAGCGUUUUACCUUUCGUACAAAUGCUUAUUCCUUUAGAUUUGUUGGAAUAGAUUUUAAAAAUCUCUCUAGGGCUUCCCUGGUGGCGCAGUGGUUGAGAGUCCGCCUGCCGAUGCAGGGGACAUGGGUUUGUGCCCCGGUCCGGGAAGAUCCCACAUGCCGCGGAGCGGCUGGGCCCGUGAGCCAUGGCUGCUGAGCCUGCGCGUCCGGAGCCUGU